Sporisorium graminicola is the source of this 4032-nucleotide messenger RNA. RefSeq lists its product as uncharacterized. Lineage: Eukaryota; Fungi; Basidiomycota; Ustilaginomycetes; Ustilaginales; Ustilaginaceae. The transcript has a single exon. Bases 1 to 4032 code for a protein of 1343 amino acids. Gene Ontology annotation, cellular component: cytosol; alpha,alpha-trehalose-phosphate synthase complex (UDP-forming). Gene Ontology annotation, biological process: trehalose biosynthetic process. The record is from RefSeq and is a predicted model, not a curated record. Gene Ontology annotation, molecular function: catalytic activity.
AUGACAGACAGCACAAGCAACAGCGGCAGCAGCAGCCAUAGUCAGCGCAGCCGCGCUCCACCAGCGCCUGAUCGUCGUGGAUCCCUCACUCCUGGUGUCUUCGCGGAAGAGCCGCCGACAUUACCACCAGCAGCAGAUCGCUCCUCAGCAACUCAGCCUUCGCACGACUCCACCAACACCGCUGCCACCGCCUCCUCAUCAUCUCCUACUGCUAAAGCUAACGCUACCGCUGCUGCUUCUGCACCUUCAUCAUCAUCACAGCAAUCCAGCGUCGACUACUUCAAGAGCGCUGCUCCAUUGCAAAACGGCUCGACGGCUGAUGUGGAUUCGGCGUCCGCUCAGCCCCGCACCAGCCACACUCCCGACACCCUCCAGCUGCAGAGGGAAAGCCAGAAGGCCGAAUCGGACAUCAUCUCGGCGUCUCUUUCUACAUCACAGUCACACUCCAGCAACACCAACAAUAACACCGCUGGUGCUGGUGCUGCUGAUCCAUCGCCAUUGACAGGCAACCCAGACCAAGAUUUGGUCGCCUCUCCCAAAUCGCUCGCCCCUCCCAACAGCAUCUCGAUGCGUCCAGACGGCAUCGGCGGUAUGGGUCUGGGAACCGCUGCCACAGGUGACCUCGGUGCACAGGCCGAGUUCGAAACCCUCGAUGAUAUGCGCAAGGUCGUCAAGGAUCUCGAGGACGAUUUCAACGCAAGGCAUCCCGAAAAGCCCCUCAGCGGGCGCAUCAUCCACGUCAGCCACUACAUCCCCUUCGAGAUUCGUCCGCUCGCAGAGGUCGACUUUGAACGUCAACGCGAGGAGAGGAUAGCUGCCACCGCCAGCGUCGCUGCCAUGGCGGCAGCUGCCCGUGCGCGCAGAGCGGCCAAGCAGGCUGCAGAGGCCGAAAAGCGCGACAUGGAGGCGCAGCGCGAACUUCAGCGUCAGGCCGGGCUGCAGGAGAUCGUAUCGCGCAAGAACAGCUUCCGUGCCGCCUCGCGCAGAUCGUCUUUUGCUCCCGGAUUCGGCAUGACCGAGCUCGAGGGUCAGGAUUUCGAAGCACGACUGCGAGAGAACCAGGAGCGUGCCAAGCGCAAAGCAGGUCGUCGAGCUUGGAUGAUGACCGAAGUCGUCGACGACACGAGCGAGUGCUCGGAAGAGGACCGGUUCACCCCCGUCGGAUCCCGCAGAGGUUCCACGUGGUCCACGGCAAGUCGUGCAAGCUUCAGCAGCUUCAACCAAGAGCCAUGGAGGCAGUGGGGCAGCACCAGCGACGCAAACAGCCCCUUUGCCGAAUCGCCCCCCGUGGCGCCGCCGCCGCCGCAGUGGGUGCUCACCGCACGUCGUGGACAUACCGCCCUCAACAGCGGUAUCCGCAGUCUAUGCAGCACCCAUCGCCAGACCUUUAUUGGAUGGCCGGGUGACGUUCACUUUGCCGCGCAGGCGCGCAACGACCAUCGGAGUGAUCCUUCCGAGACGACCGAUGCCGAGAAACGCGAGAUCGAAGAGGUACUUGCUUCGCUCGACAAGGCGAGCGCGUGGGUCCCGCAGCAGGCUCCUGUUGCUGGUGCUCCCGUCGACCCUGAAUCCAAUCAGCCGCCGGUGAGCAAAGUCCCUGUUCCUGUCAUGAACGGCGCCGAGCCCAUCGGUUCAGGAGAUCCAGCUGCGCGUACCAACGGCACCCGGGUGGAGGGCAAGGCUGCUGCCGCCGCAGCCACUGCCGCAGCCACUACCGCGCACAACAGCCUUUCCGCCGCCGCCAAGAACGACGUAGGCGAUCGCGAGCACGGCAUCAAGUACGUGCCUGUCUGGCUUGACUACAACGUCGCACACGGACACUACGAAGGCUACUGCAAGGCGACGCUCUGGCCUCUGUUCCACUACUUGCUCUGGCAGGACGUCAACUCGGAGCGUCGCGCUUGGGAAGAGUACAGCUGGGACGCCUACUACGCCGCCAACGAGGCAUUUGCCAAACGUAUCGCCCAAGAAUACAAGCCUGGCGACCUAGUGUGGAUCCACGACUACCAUCUCUUGCUUGUGCCGCUCAUGCUGCGCAAGCUCGUCCCCGAUGCAGUCAUUGGGCUGUUUGUGCACGCUCCGUUCCCGAGUAGCGAAGUGUUCCGAUGCCUGCCCAAGCGCAAGGAGAUCCUCGAGGGAAUGCUCGGCGCUGACCUUGCCUGUUUCCAGGCUUUCAGCUACUCGCGCCACUUUUUGUCGUCGUGCAUCCGUGUUUGUGGUUACGAGGCUUCGUCCAAUGCCGUCGAGUCGGCCAACGGCCACGUCACCAACAUCACCUACAACCCCAUUGGCAUCGACUCGGUCAAGAUUGCCAAGGACAGCUCGUCCGAGGGCGUGCUGCCCAAGAUCCAAGCCAUUCGAGAGAUGUACAAGGGCAAGAAGAUCCUCGUGGGUAGGGACAAGUUGGACGUGGUUCGUGGUGUGGUGCAGAAGCUGCAGGCCUUCCACAAGUUCCUCGCCGAGUAUCCCGAAUGGCGCAACAAGGUGGUGCUCAUCCAGGUCACUGCGCCUGCGCUGAACGACUCACCCAAGCUCGAGAGGCAGGUGUCGGAGCUCGUCUCGCACAUCAACGGCGAGUUCGGCUCGCUCAGCUUCACGCCCGUUCACCACUACCAUCAGAUCAUCGAUAGGGACGAGUACUUUGCGCUGCUCUCGGUCGCCGAUCUGGCCCUCAUCACCUCGGUGCGAGACGGCAUGAACACCACAUCGAUGGAGUACAUCAUCUGCCAGGACCGCUUCAACAAGAGCCCCCUCAUUCUGUCGGAAUUCACCGGCACGGCAGGUCGGAUGCGCUCGGCCAUCCAGGUGAAUCCUUGGAACAUCUUCGGCGUGGCCAAGGCGAUCGACUAUGCGCUUCGCCUCACCGAUGAGGAGAAGCGGGCGAGGCAUGACCAGCUGUACCAUCAGGUGGUGAUGCACACAUCGCACACGUGGGCGGCGGGUCUUGUGAAGCAGCUGCUGACGCGUCUUCAUAACGAGCAUUCGGCACAUCUGACGCCACCGCUGGAUCGCAGGGAGAUGGUCAACAAGUACCGCAACGCCAAGAAGCGCCUCUUGCUGCUCGACUACGAUGGAACGCUGACGCCGAUCGUCAAGGUGCCGGAGAUGGCGCUGCCUUCCGAGAGGCUGCUCAAGGCGCUCGAGGUGCUGUCGAAGGACGAGAGGAACAUCUUCUACAUCAUCUCUGGGCGCGAUGCCGGGUUUUUGGGCAAGCAUCUCGGACACUUCCGCGGGAUUGGCUUUUCGGCGGAGCACGGUGGAUUUGUAAAGGAGCCCGGUGAGGACGAGUACAAGAACCUCACGGAAACGCUCGACAUGACGUGGAUGAAGGACAUCCGCAGCGUGUUUGAAUACUACACGGAACGCACUGCGGGCAGUUUCAUCGAGCAGAAGAAGAGCGCAGUUACGUGGCACUACCGUGGCGCCGAUCCUGACUUUGGCUCGUUCCAGGCGAAAGAAUGCCAGGCGCACUUGGAGAACCUCACCUCGCAGAACAAGCUGGCGAUCGAGGUGCUGGUGGGUAAAAAGAACCUCGAGGUUCGUCCGCUGGCCAUCAACAAGGGCGAGAUCGUCAAGCGCAUCUUGUACGAUCAUCCGGAUGCCGAGUUCGUGUUUUGCGCCGGAGACGACAAGACCGACGAAGACAUGUUCCGCACGCUCUCGAGCUUGACGCCCUUCUCGCCCGAGGCAGAUGGGCCGUCGGACAAGACAACGCUGGCGCCCGUGCCGGCCCGCAUCGACAUAGCGCGCGAAGUACCCAAGGACCAGCCGCUGUUCAUCUCGCCCCCAGCCCCGCUCAAGUCCGGUACCCCCGUCGGCAGUCCCAAGAAGCUCAAGCUGACCAGGAGUGGCAUCUACACAACCAUGAUCGGGCCGAACAACCGCAAGACGCUCGCCGAAUGGCAUGUCGACAGCUGCGAGCGCAUCAUUGAUUCGUUGGCCGAGAUGGCCGGGAUUGCGAAUGUCGAGGACGAUGCUCCAAGCGAGAGCCAGGGGAAAGUGCAGAGUGAGGGUGAGACACUGGAGGGGUGA